Messenger RNA from Plenodomus lingam JN3, 738 nucleotides. RefSeq names its product proteasome component pup2 (gene PUP2). The record is from RefSeq and is a predicted model, not a curated record. NCBI's taxonomy places the organism in Eukaryota, Fungi, Ascomycota, Dothideomycetes, Pleosporales, Leptosphaeriaceae. Gene Ontology annotation, biological process: proteasome-mediated ubiquitin-dependent protein catabolic process. Gene Ontology annotation, cellular component: proteasome core complex, alpha-subunit complex; proteasome core complex; nucleus.
AUGUUCAUAGCACGAAGCGAGUAUGAUCGCGGUAUUAACACCUUCUCCCCCGAAGGCCGCCUCUUCCAAGUCGAGUACUCCCUAGAAGCCAUCAAGCUCGGCUCAACAGCGAUAGGCGUAGCAACAGGCGAAGGUGUGAUUCUCGGUGUAGAAAAGCGCGUGACCUCCACCCUCCUCGAGACCAGCUCUGUCGAGAAGAUUGUCGAAAUUGACCGCCACAUCGGGUGUGCCAUGUCCGGCCUACAAGCCGACGCACGAAGCAUGGUCGAGCAUGCCCGCGUCGAGAGCCAGAACCACGCCUUCAACUACAACGAGCCCCUGCGCGUCGAGAGCUGCACGCAGGCGAUAUGCGAUUUGGCGCUGCGAUUUGGCGAAGGUGCGGAGGGCGAGGAGAGCAUCAUGAGCAGGCCGUUUGGUGUGGCGCUACUGAUUGCGGGUUACGAUGAGGACGGUCCAAGUCUAUACCAUGCCGAGCCAUCUGGCACAUUCUACCGCUACGAUGCCAAGGCCAUUGGCUCUGGAUCCGAGGGCGCGCAAGCUGAGCUCCAGAACGAAUUCCACAAGUCACUUACCCUGCCCGAGGCCGAGGUGCUAGCCCUCAAGACAUUGAAGCAGGUCAUGGAAGAAAAGCUGGACAGCAAGAAUGUACAAUUGGCAAGCGUGACCAAGGACAAAGGCUUCAGGAUCUAUACUGAUGCGGAGAUGGAAGAGGUAGUCGGAAGGCUGCCUACAAACUAG